CGUCCCGCCGGAGGAAGCGUGGGAGGCUGUUUCCCGCUGACACCUCCGUGCCUGGCCCCAGUGCCAUUGGCUGUCCAUGGCCCCGGGCAGCAGUUAAAUGCCAGGCAGCCGUGCCGGGACGGCAGCACGAGCACCACACGCUUCUACACCUCAGCUGCAGGAUGAAGGUUGUGCUGCUGAUGUUGCUGCUGUGGGCUGCAGCCCGCGCCCACCCUGUGCCUGGCCAUCUCUCCGUGUCCCAAGAGCCUGAGGAUGCAGCACCAGGGGAUGUGGGAAAUGCACUGGGUCCUCUCCUGGGCGAUGAAGACCAUGGACACCUCCGUACUGGCGUGGGGCCAUGGGACACCGGUGAUGCGGAUGUCGCCAUUGGGAACCAUGUGGAGCGAGACCUUGCUGAGCACAACGGGUUGCCUGCCUGGCCUGGGGAUGAGGAGGAUGACAGCGGGGAUGACACCUUUGAUGAGGAUAAGGAAGAGGGUGAAGGGCCUGCUUACGGCACUGGGGACACUGGAGGACAUGGUGACAGUAGCAGCAGCAGCAGCAGUGAGAGUGCAAUGGCCCCUCGCCGCCACAUCCGAUACCAUGGCGGCUCCAGGUGGGGAGAAGGCAGCAGCAGCAGCCAAGAGGAUGAUGCGGAGAGCAUUGGGUUGGGCAGUGAAGGCAUGCAGGGUGACGACCCCUCAGUCUUCGACAGCCUGGGUGGCAGGCAUCGCAGCCGGGGAAACUCUGGCGGCCCCUGGGAGGACAAAGACAGCCAAUCCCCAGAGAUUGAGGACACCAACUCUGUGGAAGACAGUGAGGAGAAAAGUCACUCACAGGAGAACAGCAAGGCCAGCAGGUCCAGGGAGGAUGGAGACAGUCCAUCCCAGGAGGAUGGGGACAGUCCAUCCAGGGAAGAGGAGGACAGUCCGUCCCAAGAGGAUGGGGACAGCCCGUCCCAGGAGGAUGGGGACAGCCCAUCACAGGAGGCAUCAGAUGAGGAGUCUGCAGAGGACGGUUCAGAGGAGGCGGUGAGCACACCCGAAGGACGCAGCAGCAGGGAGGAGCGGGCGUCUGCAGAGAACAAAAGUACAAUGUCUGACCUUGACACUGAGGAGGAACAGAGCAGGUCCAAAGAGGAUAGCUUGGAGACAGAGGAAGAUGUCUCCAAGCCUGACGAGGAUGCUCCAAGUGCGUCAACUGAGAGCCAGAGCUCAUCCCCAGAGGGCAGCCAGGAGGACAGUGAGGGUGAGGAGGACAAGACAGUGAGUGAAGAGAGCACAUCCACAGAGAGCACCAACAGUGCUUCCCCGGAGGAGGAGGAGGAGGAUGAUGAUGAUGAUGAUGAGCAUUCCCAGGAGGCUACCAGCCGUGGGGAUGCCAGCUCACUGCGCAGCCUGAAGAACCGCAGGCGGCGGCCGGGUGCCUACCACAGGAAGCAGGCUGCUGAGCUCGAUGAUGAUGACUGCCAGGAUGGGUACUGAUGGCACUGCUGCAUCAUUUGUUUGUGGCGGUGGAGUUGGGUCAGCCUCUGCUUCUGCAGACAGACAGAAUGAGGGCUGGCCAUGUGGGCAGUGAGUGGUGGGGCUAGCUGUGGGGAAUCCCGAGUCCUGACCUGCAGGUGGGGGCAUCCCAACCCUCUCUCCUUGCCCUUGUUGCUGGGAGCAACACACAGCAUCAGGCCGGUGCACAUCAUACCACGCUGGGGGGGGGGGGGGUGUAUGUAAUAUUUUGUAAGAAAUGUACAGAAAGCCUUCGAUUGUAACAUCUUUGUGUCCAUGGCACUUAUCUCUCCAUGCUGAAAUGUAUCCUGUGUAUGUCCUUGAUUCACAUUAAAACCAUCAG
This is a messenger RNA of Tympanuchus pallidicinctus (lesser prairie-chicken), 1824 nucleotides long. It is a transcript of the gene DMP1, whose product is annotated as dentin matrix acidic phosphoprotein 1. The transcript is spliced from 3 exons. Bases 162 to 1463 code for a protein of 433 amino acids. The record is from RefSeq and is a predicted model, not a curated record. Lineage: Eukaryota; Metazoa; Chordata; Aves; Galliformes; Phasianidae.